Messenger RNA from Labrus mixtus (cuckoo wrasse), 7901 nucleotides. Its product is annotated as netrin receptor UNC5C-like. Gene Ontology annotation, molecular function: netrin receptor activity; protein binding. Gene Ontology annotation, biological process: netrin-activated signaling pathway. Gene Ontology annotation, cellular component: membrane. Bases 321 to 3200 code for a protein of 959 amino acids. The record is from RefSeq and is a predicted model, not a curated record. The transcript is spliced from 18 exons. Lineage: Eukaryota; Metazoa; Chordata; Actinopteri; Labriformes; Labridae.
ACGGAGAGAGCGCACGGAGAGAGAGAGAGAAGCAGAGCUUAGUGGGGAAGGCAGCAAGCAGUGCCACUGAUACGAGUGAAGGGGACGCCGCGUGGUUAUUUCCACAGACCUUUCUCUCUCUCUCUUCUCACAGCUUCACCUGCGCCUUCUGAGACGGACUCAGACACACCGGGACUAGAGGCUUUACAACCUUACCUUUUCGCGUUCGAACUCAUUUGAUUUACCAGCAGACUCCUGUGGUGGAAGGGGGGGUUUCUCAUUUCUCCCCGCUUUGGAGCGAGGAGUUUUGGUGUGUUUAUGUGUUUUACGCGUCGCUCGUCAUGGGAAAAAGUGGACAGAGAAGUGGAAUAGGACGCGGGAGUUGCUGCAGCUCGGCGAGGAUGUGCGCCACCACGCAAGGGAUCCUUCUUCUUCUCCUCCUGGUGCUCGCACACCGAGGAGUCGCCCAAGUGAGAGACGAUGACGACUUUCUGAGUCUCAGCGAACUCCCAGAAACCUUCCCCUCGGACCCUCCGGAGCCCUUACCUCACUUCCUGUUUGAACCCGAGGAGGGCUACAUCGUCAAGAACAAACCCGUCAACCUGUACUGCAAGGCGACACCUGCCACGCAGAUCUACUUUAAGUGCAACAGCGAGUGGGUCCAUCAGAAAGACCACACUGUGGAGGAGAGGGUGGAUGAAAACUCAGGUCUGGUGGUGAGAGAAGCCAGUAUAGAAAUCACACGACAGCAGGUGGAGGAGCUGUUUGGUCCUGAAGAUUACUGGUGUCAAUGUGUCGCCUGGAGCUCCGCUGGAACCACCAAAAGCCGCAAGGCGCACGUCCGCAUUGCAUACCUGAAGAAGUCCUUCGAACAGGAACCUCUGGGAAAGGAAGUGUCCCUGGAGCAGGAGGUGCUGCUGCAGUGUCGCCCUCCGGAGGGCAUACCGGCUGCUGAGGUGGAGUGGCUGAAGAACGAGGAGAUAAUCGACCCGGCAGAGGACAGAAACUUCUACAUCACCAUCGACCACAACCUGAUCAUCAAACAGGCGCGUCUGUCCGACACCGCCAACUACACGUGUGUGGCUAAGAACAUCGUGGCCAAACGACGCAGCACCACAGCCACUGUUAUCGUCUAUGUGAACGGCGGUUGGUCAACAUGGACGGAGUGGUCGGUGUGUAACAGCCGUUGUGGGCGGGGCUUCCAAAAAAGAACCCGUAGCUGCACCAAUCCCGCCCCCCUCAAUGGAGGACUGCCGUGUGAUGGAGUGGCCAUACAGAAGCUGCCUUGUACCUCACUUUGCACCGUGGACGGCGUGUGGACAGACUGGAGUAAGUGGUCGGCCUGUGGGACGGAGUGCACCCAGUGGAGGAGGAGGGAGUGCAACAACCCGGCGCCUAAAAAUGGAGGCAAAGACUGCGACGGGCUGGUGCUCCAGUCUCAGAACUGCACGGACGGACUCUGUAUGCAAAGUUCAUUUUUUCAGAAGUCCACUGAGCCCAAAGAAAAGAGUGAUUUGGGAAUCCCAUCUGCUCCAAGCACAGACGACGUGGCGCUCUACGUGGGCAUCGUCAUCGCAGUGAUCAUGUGCCUCGUCAUCUCCGUCAUCGUGGCGCUUUUUGUCUACCGCAAGACGCACCGCGACUUCGACUCAGACAUCAUCGACACCUCGGCGCUGAACGGAGGCUUCCAGUCUGUUAACAUCAAAACAGCCAGAUCGGCUGAUCUUCUGACCGCCCCUCCCGACUUGACCAAUGCAGCCGCCAUGUACCGCGGCCCUGUGUAUGCCCUCCACGACGUCUCCGAUAAAAUCCCGAUGACCAACUCCCCGCUCCUGGACCCUCUGCCCAACUUGAAGAUCAAAGUCUACAACUCUUCUGGUCUGGUCACGCCUCAGGACGACCUCGGGGGAGACUUCACGUCCAAACUCUCUCCUAAGGUUACUCAGUCUCUGUUGGAUAACAGUGACACCAUGAACCUUCGCAGCCAGAGCUUGGCCCGGACACGGGACCCUUCAUGUACCGCCCACGGAUCCUUCAACAACCAGGGAGGACACCUCAUCGUACCCAACUCUGGGGUGAGCUUGUUGGUUCCUGCGGGCGCCGUUCCUCAGGGCCGCGUCUAUGAGAUGUAUGUGACCGUGCACAGGAAGGACAGCUUGAGACCCCCGGUAGAGGAUAUCCAGACUGUGCUGAGCCCGGUAGUGAGCUGUGGGCCUCCAGGAGCCCUGCUGACCAGACCAGUGAUCCUCACCAUCCACCACUGCGCCGACAACGUGGAGGAAGACUGGCUCAUACAGCUCAGGAACCAACUGGCCAUGGGAGAGUGGGAGGACGUGGUCGUGGUGGGAGAGGAGAACUUCACCACCCCUUGCUACGUGCAGAUGGACUCUGAGGCGUGUCACAUCCUAACGGAGACCCUGGGGACGUACUGCCUGGUGGGACAGUCGGUCUGCAAGGCGGCCGCCAAGAGGCUCAAGCUGGCCGUCUUCGGCCCCGUCUCCUGCACGACUCUGGACUAUCACAUCCGGGUCUACUGUCUGGACGACACGCAGGACGCACUCAAGGAGGUUCUUCAGAUGGAGACCCAGAUGGGAGGGAAGCUUCUGGAUGAGCCGAAGACUCUGAACUUUAAAGACAGCACACACAAUCUGAGACUGUCGAUCCACGACGUGCCGCACACACACUGGAAGAGCAAGCUCAUCGCUAAAUAUCAGGAGAUCCCGUUCUACCAGGUGUGGAGCGGCAGUCAGAGAAGUCUUCACUGCACCUUCACCCUGGAGAGACUGAGCCCGGCCACCAUGGAGAUCAGCUGCAAGCUGUGUGUGCGGCAGGUGGAGGGAGAGGGACAGAUCUUUCAGCUCAGCAACACACUGGAGGAGGAGGUCCAGUGCAUAGACACGUCCCUAAUGGACCCUGCCAGUAACAUCACCACCUUAGUAGGACCCAACGCUUUCCGCAUUCCUCUGUCCAUCAGACAGAAGCUGUGUGGCAGUCUAGAUGCUCCGCAGACGAGAGGCAACGACUGGAGGAUGCUGGCCCACAAACUCAACCUUGACAGGUAUCUGAACUACUUUGCCACCAAGUCCAGUCCGACAGGUGUGAUCCUGGACCUGUGGGAGGCCCAGCACUUCCCCGACGGAGACCUGAACGAACUGGCCGCCGUGCUGGAAGAGAUGGGUCGCCAUGACGGCAGCUUCGCCUCCAUGACGACAGAACACUGACGAAAUAAAAACAAAAACGUGGUCACCAUGACGACGACAGAACUCUGGAGACGAUUACGUGAGAAUUCUCUUCGGUCGACGCUGCAGCUGGGGUGAUGGCGAUGGAAGAAUAAGAUGCGAGAGGGGAAGGGGAAGACGUCGGCAUGGUUGAAAUAACCACGGUUGCCAUGCCAACGAGAAGUGCUCGAGAUGGUUUUCCGAGAUAUGUGUGCAUCUGUUGUGUUUUGUUAAUUGGAGCAGUGUUGCAGUGUCGUUUGUGACCGAAGUAGAGAGAAAACCCCAACCUACAAACCGAAGUCGAUCAGGAACAAACGAAUCAUCAAACGCCGAAAAAAAAAGGGACCUUGUUUAGUGUAACACUCGUUGUUCUCCUGCUGUUACUUUCUACUGAACAAAGAAGCAGAGCUGCAGAAGAAGACAGAGGUACCGACCUUGAAAACCUCUAAAGGAAUGGAAGACAAUGAUGAAGGGAGAGAGCAUAAACUGAUUAUGGAGGAGUGGGAGAAGGUAGAGCGAGGAUAGAAAAAAAGAGAGAGAGUGAGUUAGAGCCUCUUUAGGUGGAGUAAACAGAGGGAGAAGCUAAACUGAUUACAACAGAGAGGGAGGGAGGGAGGACGUAAACACAAAAUGAUGGAGGGAGCCGCAGGUGAUGAUCUGUAAGAACAGGAUGGAAAACAGAUAAUGAGAGAGGAGAGAGAUGAAGAUGUAAUCCCUCUCUCCUCCUGCGAGCCUUGGCUGUACGUGUUUGCCAGUACAGUUUGUUGUCUUUUAUAUCGUUUCCUAGGGAACACUUUUAUGUAUUCUGCUGUCCAUAUGUGUGGAUCAUUUCCUGCUACACAGUGAAUGUCAAUCAGCGCCGUCCUGACCAGAAACAAGCCCUGGACAGAAGGUUUGGAUUACAUCAUUAGGGGGGGUUCAUAAAUUCCUGUUGUGGUCUGUAUUCAGUUUGUGGCUUUUUUGUUAAAUUAUCCAGGGUCAGAAAAACUCAAAGGACAUCGUCAAAUGCAACUGAGCCUUUAACUUUGUUGAUCCAAAACAGAUCCAACCCUCACAGGGUAAGAUGUGUUUGCAAUUGUCAAACAUGUACUUUGCACGUGGUAAAAGGGAAGUUUUGGUAAACUUUGAGUAGUGAAUUUUGAAGCCCAUGUUAAAGGUCACAUAUUAUACUCCUUUCUAAAUAUUUAAAAUAAGUCUCUGAGCUCCCUAAAACAUGUCUGUGAAGUUUCUUGUUCUAAAUCCACUCUGAUCCUGUAUUUGAUCAUGCCUAUAAACCCCUCUAUUUCAGCCCUGCUCAGAACAGGCUGUUUCUGUGUCUGUACCUUUAAAUAUGUAAAUGACCUGUGUCUGACCACGCCCCUCUCUAGAAGAGCUUUGGCUUUCUUGCACCGAUCAUUAACGUUGAGAAAGCAGACUCAGAGGGCAGAACAAACACCUAGCUGUGGGAGUGUCACCCACCUGGGGGAGGGGUUACUGUCCUUUGUGAUGUCAUGAAGGGAAAAUCUCCAAACGGCCUGUUUGAGCACACAUUUUCUGAAAAGUGGUGCAGGCAGAAGACGGAGAGGAUGGACUUUUCUCAUCAUUGAGGGGUUUGUAAACGGACUAGGGCUGCAUAUCAGAGUUUGAAAAGCAUGGUAAAGUGUAUUUGCAUAAUAUGUGACCUUUAAAUCUAAUUUGUGGUUGUCAGUGCUCAAAAGUAAUUUGAUCGGAUUAAAACUAUUGGAUUGGAUCAAGAUGUUCAAAAUAAUAAGAAAAAGACAUGAUAAGAUCGGGUAUUACAAUCCUGGUUUUCAUACAGACUAAAGCUCCAGUUUUUGAUGUUUAGAAUUUGAGAAGAUUGGGAUAAAUUAGAUCCCAAAAUCAGGAUGAUCCUGAGCCCUGAAGAGGGCUGAAUUAAAUCUGAAUUACAGGAACAAAUUGUCAUGUCAUUUUAAAACUGGUCAGCUAAAACAACAGUUUUUCAAUGAUCCUAAUAUUUCAGAUACUAUUGUUUAUUUUCCUCUGGGUUUUGUUGAAUUGAUACAGUGAUGUAGUCGAUAAAGUCGACACUAAGGUCGAUAAAAGAGAAGGAUUUCACAUGUGAUCAUAUUUAGAAAAACUCCAGAAUUCAUGUGUUUGUCUUUAAGUGAAGUGAAACUUUUAAUUGCAUUUCAUUUUUAUUACUUUAAGGAGACAGAACGGAGACAUGAUCUGUUUGGAGGUACCUUUAAGACCGCACUUAUGAUAAACAGAUGAACCAGGGAUCGAUUCGCAGCUUGUCAGACUUUCCUCUCCAUCUCCAGAAGAGUACAGUAUACUCAAAUGUUUGUUUAAAAGGAGACUGAAUUUACUAAUUAUAAAAAUUAGUCAGUGAACCCACUUUUACACAAGAAAAGAAGUCAUUGUAAAGCAUUAAAACCAUCAUCUUCAGGCUACAAACGCAUUCAAAGUAAAAGAAAAAGUGUUUUCUUCAGUGAUGCUGCUCUUCGAUUUACGUUGUUUGAAAUGCCUGAUGGGAAAUUCUCGCUUCGGCUGCCACAUUAAGUAAACCACGACCUCUUAUCCAGGCGUCAGUCUGAGGACUGAUGGGGCUUGUUUCUGGUCAGGGUCCAGCUCAGAGGAAAGGGCGAGGACGCAAAAAAGGGAGGAUACAGUUGAAACUACAGGGGUUUUAAAUACGGUGAUAUACAGAGUAGUAUGUGAUGAAUACAAACAGCUGAUAUCAUUGAUUCCUGCUAUACAGGUUUGAUUAUAACAUACUCAAAAUAUAUAUCUCCUACAGGAAGAUAUACAUUUCUUUCAUUUUUUCUGUCUCAACAAGUUAGUUUUUUUUAUUUGUGAUCAUCACAGUGACUUUUCUGGUCACUAGCGCCAUCCAGUGGCUUCUGAAGAAUGACAGCGUUUAUUUUUGAUUGUCUGAAAUGUGUAAAUACAUGAUUAUCAUGUUCAUUUGAAUGACCUUGUAUCAGCAUAUUUUUUGUUCAGUGGUCAUUAUGUGUUACUUUCAUUAACAUUAUUGUUAUUAUUAUUAUUAUUUUAUUUUUUUGCCAUUGUUGAUGUUUUUUUGGGUGUGGGUGUGUCGGCGGGUCAAAUCUGUAACAUAUCAGUUAGUUGCCCUUUAUCAAAAAAACAAAUGUUCAGUCAGCAGCUAACAUUCCAGCUCGUGGUGUAUUUGUUGAUGAAGUUGCGAUUAAGAGCUUAAAAACAUGAUACGAACUAACGGGGGGCUCGUGUAAAAUGAAGUGUAAUAUAUUCGUGUUUAACCAAGGCUGACGUGUUAACGUUAGCGUUAAUGUUAGCAUUGACUCAGGUUGACAGUGUCUGAAGAAAACUACAUCAAGCCAGCUUUGAGGAAAGAACAACAGCCUUAUCUUUAGUUGCUUUUCAAUAGUUGUCAGAAGCCCCAGGGGACUUGAACGCACCACGAAUAGGGCAACAGGGACAUUUAGUUGAAAGGGAGUACAUGUACAAUAUUUAAAAACCAGAGGUAAGAUUCUCUGAACGAUGGAGAGAUGCCAUAUGAAGCUGAACAUCACGUGUAGAGGAGAAACGGAGGAGGUACACCGUAAAGAAAAACAGUCAAAGCUGACAAACAAAGGCCGAGUUAGCAGCGGUACAAAAGGUCAGAUCUUUCCGCUUCGUGACAGAUUUCAUCUUGUGGUUGCCCACACAGGAGGAAACCUUGAAACAUUGAUUUUCCACAUUGAUUUUUCUCUGCGCGAGUGAAAAAUCCGACCUCUUGCAUCGUUGCAAAACGGAGGCGUGGAGGCCUCAAAAGAACAGAUGUUUUAAUUUCAGACAGCCUUAAUUAACAAAAUUAGAAAAGUGUAUGGUUAAAUGACGGAGUGGAUGUUUUGUAUGUUUUCAAAUAUAACUGCUGAUGUCAGAUGUGAGGAAAUCAAAGGGAAAGAGGUGUGUACAUUUUUUUUUGAGGAUUAAAAGCCUAGAACAUCAAGCCAUCACUUCAAGUUUGUUUCAGAACAAAGAUGAACCCAAAGGUCAUGACGAUAUCUUUCAUACCAUGUGAUCAGGAACGUCUGAAUGCAGGAUACAGGAUCACAUUUUUCACUGCGUGCAAGGACACAAUCAGUUAAAAAGAGAUGUGGGUUACCAGUGUCUGUGUGACUUUUGCUCUGGAACGUGCUCCUUGCCAUGUUUUCAGUCUGACGUUUACGGGCGGGACAGACUGUUUGUGAAAAGGAGAGCUUUCAUAUGAGGAGAGGCCUCCACAAAGGCGAUCCUUCGGGAUGUGAAAAUGAAGAACGCAUUGUGGAGAAAUCAAAGUAUGUACAAAUGUUUUCUACGCGCAGUAUGUACAGUUGUGUACUGUCAGCUAUAUUUGGCAAAUUUGAGAAUUUAAAAAAAGAGCAGUACAAUUAGAUACUAGUUUGUAUGUUUCCAGUUUUUUAUUUAAGUUUUUUUUUUCCUGUUUUGUAAAAGCGGUGUCUACUAUGCAAACUUGGCAUUGGUUAUCAUGAUAGAAGUCUAUAACUAGAGCUGUUAUAAGUGCUUGUAAGUGCAUUUUUUUAUUUUACUAUCAGGGGUGGAUUGAUUAGAUUAGUGCGGGGUAGUGUUGGUCCAUUUUCGCUGAUUCUGGCACGCUUCAUGAUUCUUGCUCAACCUUGCUGAUCGCUCGCCUCUCUAUCUCUAAUUGUUUUCUGUACAAAGUGUAAGAAAGAAUUUUUAAGACAAUUAAUAAAUUAUAUUUAUAAGCAACGCUGAAAA